Molecule: messenger RNA, 2119 nt
Organism: Gymnodraco acuticeps
Lineage: Eukaryota; Metazoa; Chordata; Actinopteri; Perciformes; Bathydraconidae
Gene: oscp1b
Product: organic solute carrier partner 1b
Exons: 10
Coding region: 105-1247 (380 amino acids)
Biological process (GO): transport
Cellular component (GO): plasma membrane; cytoplasm
Source: RefSeq, a predicted model, not a curated record
GAAGAAGCUUUACUAAACAGACCCUACUACCAGUAGCAUCUGAGCUAGCUAAAACUCCUAGCUUUCUACGUUUUCCAGGGAGAUUGAAGCGUCCAAAUACCACCAUGUCUUCAAGAACUCUGCCUCUGCUAUUCAUCAAUCUCGGCGGGGAAAUGCUGUACAUCCUGGACCAGCGGCUUCGCGCUCAGAAUAUCCCUGCUGACAAAGCUAAGAAAGUUAUGAAUGACAUCAUCAGCACCAUGUUCAACAAAAAGUUCCUAGACGAGCUUUUUAAGCCCCAGGAGCUCUACUCCAAAAAGGCCCUGCGGACUGUGUUCGACCGGCUCGCCCACGCCUCAAUAAUGAGACUCAAUCAAGCUAGCAUGGACAAGCUCUAUGACUUGAUGACCAUGGCUUUCAAGUACCAGGUGCUCCUCUGUCCCCGACCUAAGGACAUCCUCCUCGUCUCCUUCAACCACAUGGAUGCAAUCAAAGAGUUUGUGAAAGACAUUCCCUGCAUUCUCACCCAGGUUGAUGAGACGUACCAACAACUCAUACAGAUCUAUACAAACUUGUCCAGUGGGGAAUUCCAGCUGAUCAGACAAACUCUCCUUAUCUUCUUCCAAGACAUGCAUAUAAGAGUGUCUAUUUUCCUGAAGGAUAAAGUGCAGAACUCCAACGGUCGCUUUGUGCUUCCCACCAGUGGUCCUGUGCCUUAUGGAACACAAGUCCCUGGCUUGAUAAGGAUGUUUAGCUGUACCGGUAAAGAGGUGUCCAGGCUGCAGUUCAGUAAUGGAGGAAACUAUAAUGCUGCUAUCCGGGAGGGAUCAUUCGAGAUAUUUGGAGACAGGGUCACCAAACUAGGAACAAACAUGUACAGUGUAAGUCGCCCAGUGGAAACACUCAUAUCAGGAACGUCUACAAAUUCUGCUCAGCACGCAAAGGUCAACAUGGCUCCCAACCCUCUGGCCAAAGAGGAGCUGAAUCUGUUGGCCAGGUUAAUGGGAGGGUUAGAAGUUCAGAAACCAGGAAAUGCAGACAACGGCUUCAGAGUCAACCUCUUCGCCACAGAUGAGGAAGAAGAAGAGGCAUUUAUAUCAAGACCAGAUGAGCUUUUAUAUGGAGUCAUAAAGAUCCAAGCAACACAGGACCAGCAGGCCACUGCAGAGCUGGCCAAGAUCAUGGGGGAGUUUUCGGAGUCAGGAGAUCAAUCUCCCAUCGUCAGCAGCAAAGGAGACGACCUUCUGGCCAUGAUGGACGGGCUGUGACAUGGUCAUCCUGACAGCAAUGCUCAAGGGGUGAGGCUUAAUGCAUCGUCAACAGUCUUUACUGUGGACAAGCCUUCUGUCUGUACCUGCAUACUGUUUACACCUCACAUGCAGAGAGAAGACCUCCUUUUUGGGGUGUUUCUAAAAUGCAGAUGUCAUCAGGUGUUCCCAUUGGUCAUCAAAUGAUCAGCGCAUUUGCAUAGUAAACAACAAGGAAUGUGGUGAGCCAAGCUUUAAGCUGUAAAGCACUGUAUUAGUAUGGUUGUUGUUAACUGAAAACAUUUCUGUGCAUCAAGAUUUACAGUGGGCUAAUAUCAGCGUGUUAACAUGUGUACGUGGUUAUAGCAAAACAUGUGUCUAAUGUCAUGAUGCGUUUUAGAAAUCAGAGUCAGACUGCGCUGUUCAAAACACACAUUCCUUUCAUUUCAAGCAAUAUCAUUUAUUUUGAAUGUUAUCUCAGUUUUAGUUGAUUUGGGAGUUCUAAUGGGAAAACUAGGAUAUCAGGUAUUAUGUGAUGAUCGUGGGGUUAUCAGAGGAAACCCAAGUGCUCUUUCUAGUGUGAUUCAAUUCCCUCAAAUCUUUGUUUUCAUAAGAUAUAUUUUCAUGAAUCGCACUGUACUACCUUAAAACAGUCUGAGAGGAGCAACUUAACAUUUUACUACCCUGUCUCUCUAGUUGAGCCUGGAAAUGUGCUCAUUGAUGAGUACAUCAUUAUCAUAUAGAGUAAUACAAUAUAUGUAAUUAUCUAAUAUGUAAAUAUGUUUGUUGCAUACUUUAUUUAUUUGAAUGUAUAAUUUUCAGAAAAAUAGGAAAAUGCAUAUUACUACAGUUGAUAUAUUGUUGUAUGUGCGAUAUAUGUUUUUUAAUAAAAA